AUGCAGCUCAUCCAACUGCUCUUCGUGACCAUGCUGGUGCUACUCGCAAGCAGCAACGCGGUCGAUGCUGCUAGCAAAUGCGGAGUCAAGACGACGGUCAUCGUCACCAACGGAGCUGCGAACAACGCACCCUCUAAAUCCACCAACUCCAAGCUGGAGCUGACCAACCUCGCAGCGAAUGACGAAGAGCGAGGCGCGGGAGUGAAUACCGGAGCGGCAGCGCGUGCUACUGGCGCAGGCGCGAUCCCAAUCAACGGACCAUCGGGGGGCGUCGAGAUGGUGACCGUGACGACUUUCAACGGCAACGGAGUCUGGCAGAAGAUGAAGAGGUGGUUGAACGGGCUGUUUAGCACCAGGACGGAACCCUCCCGCUCGACGCGUCGACUCCGGCAGUGA
Messenger RNA from Phytophthora sojae, 396 nucleotides. RefSeq lists its product as hypothetical. The record is from RefSeq and is a predicted model, not a curated record. The transcript has a single exon. NCBI's taxonomy places the organism in Eukaryota, Oomycota, Peronosporomycetes, Peronosporales, Peronosporaceae. The coding region runs from base 1 to 396 and encodes 131 amino acids.